Molecule: messenger RNA, 882 nt
Organism: Trichomonas vaginalis G3
Lineage: Eukaryota; Parabasalia; Trichomonadida; Trichomonadidae
Exons: 1
Coding region: 1-882 (293 amino acids)
Source: RefSeq, a predicted model, not a curated record
AUGAUUGGACCAUCAACUAUGCUUCCUAAUGCUUUUGAAAAGCUCCAAUUAUCUGUUGGAUGCUAUGUUCAGCUUGCCGUAAAGGUAAAGAACAAUAAAGUUUCAGAAAUUGUCAAUGAAAUUUCUAAAAAAUGCAUUGGCUGUCGAACAUUGUUUGAUGGUAAAAAUUAUGUUUACACAGAUCAGCCAUGCCCAACUUAUCAAAUUCCUGAUAAGUUUCCUCAUUUAGAAGAGGCAAAUAAAUUUGUUGCCAAAAAUCAUACAAUUCCUGAGUCAACUCGCUUAGCAUCAAUAUGCUAUAAUAAGGACACCGUUAUAUUUAAUUGCAAUCAUUCGUCAUCAGAUGGCGGAUACAUGAAGAUGCUUUUGGAUCAUGUGUGUGGACGAGAAACACCAAAGGAUACUCAAGCUAAAAUUCAUACAUCAAUAAUUGAUGCACUUUCUGAUCAAUUGGCUAAUACAAAUGGCAAAAUUUCAACGAUGACUACUCCAAUCAGAAAUUAUCGCAAGAAACAAGAAAAAGAAUAUGCAAUUUACACAUUGAUUGAAUUCCCGAUCAAAGAAAAGAUGUCGAAAGUUACAGAAAAAAUGAUGCUCGCAGCAACGCUUUCUGCUUCAGCAUACAACAAAAUGUUAACUUCUAUUGCUAGUCAACUUGCUGUUAAUGCCAGAAGAUACAUGAAAAACCCAGAUUGGAGUCAUUGCAAUAUUGAUAGUUUAAUUGUCGCAGAUGCACAUACAAGCAUCGUUACAAAGUAUGCCAAAUUGAUUAUUGAUGAGUUGAGUGCUUUACUCCGUAAGGAUAUGCAAGAAAAAUUAAAUAAUGGCGAAGCAUUAAGAUCCGUUAAUCAUUUAUACAAAAGAACAUAUCCCAAGCAAUGA